AAUGGGCGGUAGCAGUGGCUGAAGCUCUGUUUCUCCUUCCCAGCAGCUUUCAGACUUUCUUUUCCAAGAAGCCAUCUAUCCGGAACGAAGACAAGUCCCAGAGUCUGGUGUUGGACAGAGGAGGAAACGGUGGAGGAGAAUCUGUGUUCUGCAAAAAGGAGAGGAAAACGAGAAUAGUCAUGCCAGACUUGAAGAGCUCCUUGAUUCUCUCGGCCUACGUCAUCAUCUUCCUCACCGGUCUUCCUGCAAACCUCCUGGCUCUGCGGGCCUUCGUGGGCCGGGUCCGCCAGCCCCACCCUGCACCUGUCCACAUCCUCCUGCUCAGCCUGACGCUGGCGGACCUCCUCCUGCUGCUGCUGCUGCCCUUCAAGAUCAUUGAGGCUGCAUCUGACUUCCGCUGGUAUCUGCCCGAGAUUGUCUGUGCCCUCACGGGAUUCGGCUUCUACAGCAGCAUCUACUGCAGCACGUGGCUCCUGGCAGGCAUCAGCAUCGAGCGCUACCUGGGAGUGGCUUUCCCCGUGCAGUACAAGCUGUCCCGCCGGCCCAUCUAUGGGGUGAUUGCUGCUCUGGUCGCCUGGAUCAUGUCCUUUGGUCACUGCACCAUCGUGAUCAUCGUUCAGUACUUGAACUCGACCGAGAGUGCCACCAAUACCAAUGAAAUUACCUGCUAUGAGAACUUCACCGAAAAGCAGCUGGAGGUGGUGAUUCCUGUGCGGCUGGAGCUGUGCCUGGUCCUCUUCUUCAUCCCCAUGGGGGUCACCAUCUUCUGCUACUGGCGCUUUGUGUGGAUCAUGCUCACCCAGCCCCACGUCGGGGUCCAGAGGCGGCGCCGGGCUGUGGGGCUGGCUGUUGUGACACUCCUCAAUUUCCUGGUGUGCUUCGGGCCUUAUAACGUGUCCCACCUGGUGGGAUUUUACACAAAGAAAAGCCCCACGUGGCGAGCGGAAGCUGUGGUAUUCAGUUCCCUCAACGCCAGUCUGGACCCCCUGCUUUUCUACUUCUCUUCUUCAGAUGUGCGCAGAGCCGUCGGAAAAGGGCUUCAGAUGCUGCGGCAUCAGGGCUCCUCUCUGUUGGGACGCAGAGGCAGAGAGAUAACAGAGAUGACAGGUGGGGACAGGGGUGUGAGUCAAGCAGAAGGAGGACCGAGUUCUGACUUCACCACAGACUAGGGAUGUGCCUGCACCUAAUAUGGGUUGAGCAGGCUGGGAGAGGGAGAAGAUGAGGGUUCUGGAUUCAGGAAUCCUUAGACCAAUCUGUUACUGAGACUAUAGGAAUCUCUCUCACCAGCUGGAUAUUUCUUCCUGAUUGAAUUUUCCUUCCCAAUGGAACACAGCUCCCUGACCAAAGAAGAAAUGGUUAGGAAUAGAAGCACUAUCAGACCAUGCUUUGAAAGCAAGGUGGCUAUUACGAAUUCAGUCCUUGUGAGGUGGUCGGUAGCUGGGGAUGAUCAGACUGAAUAGAGAAUCCUAAAGCGAUCUUGCUAUAAGCUUUGACAGCACACCUAGACACUGGCCUAGCUGUUGAUGCUAUAAAGAAGCCAAUGGGAAAGAGAUGGAAGAGAAAUACUAAAUGAGGUCAAAGGAGACUCAGGGAAGUUCUGAGCCAAGGGGACUUGAAGGAGGGGCUGAGGGCUUGGUUGGGUCGCUAAUGCUUUAGAUUUCUAAUGUAUCGAUCAGACCUGCUGCUUUGUAACUAUGCUCCCGCUGUCUUCGUGUGUGUAUCUUGUCUCCCCCAUUAAACUGGGAACUUCUUGA
Molecule: messenger RNA, 1754 nt
Organism: Eptesicus fuscus (big brown bat)
Lineage: Eukaryota; Metazoa; Chordata; Mammalia; Chiroptera; Vespertilionidae
Gene: FFAR2
Product: free fatty acid receptor 2
Exons: 3
Coding region: 180-1169 (329 amino acids)
Biological process (GO): cellular response to fatty acid; G protein-coupled receptor signaling pathway
Cellular component (GO): plasma membrane
Molecular function (GO): G protein-coupled receptor activity
Source: RefSeq, a predicted model, not a curated record